AGAGACAAGUUUGCUCAGAAGCUAGAUCGACUUGUCUAGUGAUGUUGAUCAAGAAUAUAGAUACUUCAAGGGGUCGGAAAAGUCUUGUUCACUGCGUUGCAAACUUCUGACUGAAAUCAAUAUAGCCUCUGGUAUAAAACACCGAAUCUUUAUAUAAAACCGAAUACUGUGCACUGCAGUAUUAGCUUGCAGUACCAACAACAACACAACUUUCAUAUGAAAUUAAAAUCAAGAUGUGUGUGUCAAAUAUGUCAUAUUUCAAAGAGCUUGAUGUCAUUAUAAUGCCAAUAUUUCAUGUGAUUGCAGAUGAAAUGAUAUCAUUUUUAAAGGAUAUGCACAUGUCACAACAUCAGAAUAGAUUUUCCACCCGAGCAAUUGUUCAGUAUACUGCGAUGGCUCGUCUAGUCAAAUGGUGUUUGUACAUCUUAUAUUUUAUCGGGCGCACUACAGGCCUUAUAAACUUUGAGGUGGAUUUGAAAACGGGUCGACCUAAAGUUACUAAAAGAGCAACAACAUGUGCAGUCUGCUUGCAAAUACUCAUCCUCAUCUCAGUUACUUACCAGCUGAUAAAAACGGAGUUUUUCAGCAUGUCCUUAAAGAAUGCUAACGCUCUUCAUGAAUACGCGUCUCUGUUUGUAGAAUGCUCUCGAUUGAUUUGUGUUAUCGUGGCUUUGGUCAGUCGUUGGACUCAUCGUAGGAACUACAUUCGACUCUACAACUCGUUCCGCCGGCUUUUUCAAAACCAUCCGGAGAUAGGCCAGUAUUGCCAAAGAAGCAUCAUUAGCAAGUGCCUCUGUGUUAAAAUAUCGGAGAUAAUACAAGUUGUGGCUAUUUAUUAUCUACUAACAAACAAUCUUACUAUACACGCUUGUAUAGGCAUUUGGAACAUGAUGAGCAUAACGCUUAUAGUAAAUGGAGUUGCUACCCAGUUUUUUAUUGCUAUGGCCAGCCUUCGAGGGCGCUAUAUCCAUCUUAAUAAGGAUUUGAAAGCUCUUCUAUCCGAAACACAAGCCCUUAAUCCUUGCAAGAGUGGAGUGUUUAUGACCACUUGCUGUAGCCUUGCCGAUCGCUUUGAAGAAAUGUCUAAUUCCCAAUCUGAGUUACAAGCUCUUAUCAAAUGGCUUUUAAGAACCUACCAAGUUGAGGUCGUGAUCACGACCAUCAUUAGUUAUUUAAACUUGGUGGGAAAUUUGUACGUCUUAUUCAUCUUUAGAGCAAACGUUAGCUGGAUUAUAAAUUUGCCGAAGAACGUAGCAGUUUAUUUUACUUUAUGCACAGCCUAUUACUUCAUUGAUUAUCUGCUGAACAUGUACAACAUAUUUUACGUGCUGGAAGCUCACGAAGAGAUGGUGCAACUGCUAAGUCAACGGACUCUCUUCAAGCCAGGUUUGGAUCAAAGAUUGGAGGCAGUGAUUGAAUCCUACACACUUAACCUGGCCCGAAACCCAUUAGAAGUUAGAUUUCUUGGCUUAUAUACAAGUGACAGAUUUGCAUCAUUUGCCAUACUUAACUCUUUUUUGAACCACAUUAUACUACUAAUACAAUAUGAAAUUGAACACUGUUAAAACUGUUAAAUAUAAA
Drosophila suzukii is the source of this 1581-nucleotide messenger RNA. The record is from RefSeq and is a predicted model, not a curated record. NCBI's taxonomy places the organism in Eukaryota, Metazoa, Arthropoda, Insecta, Diptera, Drosophilidae.